Molecule: messenger RNA, 19440 nt
Organism: Porites lobata
Lineage: Eukaryota; Metazoa; Cnidaria; Anthozoa; Scleractinia; Poritidae
Source: the annotation of a GenBank genome assembly
AGAUCUUUGCAAAAACAAUGGAUUGUGUGUAGCGUGACACAAUUGUUGUGAUUUGUUUACGUGACAUCAGAAUGACAGGUGUGAUCAGGGUGUGAUGUACUAUCAGGAAUCCGCUGGCUGAAGGAUAAUGACGCUCGUAAAAUAUGCAAUGAGCUCGUUAUUCGCGCCGUUAGCAAGAGCUUCAAAGACAAGUUUGAGAGGUAACAGUGAUAAUUCUUGUCCUUUUUGCUCUUUCAGUUCACGGGCUAAUUAUUUGGUGAGAUCCAUUUUACUUUUCCCAUUAUCGCUGUGCGAUGUGAUGUCAUUCGGGCAAGCUCGGGCAAAAAUGAGAACUCAAGCUUCGCUUGGUCGAAAUUUUGCGCGCGUAUUUCAAAAGCUGAAUGCAUUAUCGUCCCUGAACUGAUGCUCAAGUGAAUUAUACACACGAAAAUGCGGGGCGAAAAAAGCUCUCUGUUUGGUUAGUGAUAUUUGUGUUCAUUUUGAAUGAUUUGACUUUAUAUUUGGCAACUGUGAGAUGAGUCAUAACGUUAGCAGCAAUAAGAUUUCUUGCGCACUUUGUAUAGUCGUCAGCCUUCGUUGAACGCGGACAUGGAUCUCAGCCUUACAUUGCGUUUUGCAAUUCCCGAAGGUUUUUUUGGUAAUUCCUUCUUCUAGAGGCUCGCGCUUUUUAGAUGUAUCGGAGCAUUUUACCUGAUUUCAUUGAAGAACAAAAGACCAGCGGAUAAAUCCCUGUCCAUACCUUUUCACUGAAUAGUCAAUGUGAUUUAUCCGGUGGAUAGCACGUUUUGAACAACGUACUGCAGGACUGCAGAAUUUGACUCCUUGCUCAUGUUGUUGUUUUUAAAAUUGCGUAAAAUUUUGAACUGAUGCUCCAGGGACUUAUACAAGGUAAUUUUGCAAAAGAAGUCUUACAUUUUUUCUUCAAAGUCCUGGUUUACUUUUUUUUUGCUUAAUGACAAAUUUUUAAAUCUAAAUGUAAAAUUUCAAAAUUUCAAAUUAUGUUUUAGGUUUUCUCUGUGUAAAAGAUCUGUAAGUAAAAUUAUGUUUUAGGUUUUCUAUCAAAAAGAUGAUUGGAAACAAUAAUGGUUGUAAUGGUUUCCAUGGAGAAUGGUCAUUCAGGAAAAAGAAAUAUCACAGUAAAAAACAUUGUAAAAACAUUGCAUGCAUUUCUUAUGAAUUAACAAAAAAAAUCGACGUGCAAUUUCAAGCUCAAAUAUUUUAAAAGCAAGUUAUAAUAGAUAAAAAAUACAUGUGAAAAAUUUAAAAAGUAUUUUUUACCAUUGUUUUUAUCACAUUUUAGGAUUUUUAUCUAUAACACAAGAUAAUGAGUUUACAACAAAGGAAAAUAAAAAAUAUUUUCCAUUGUUUUUGGAUUGGUAACACAAGAUAAUGAGUUUACAACAAGGAAAAAAAAGUUGAAAAAAUUGAAACACACUACAGUGAGACACCUUAGCUAAGUUCAUCUUCAGGGCUUGAAAAAGUCCCGUCCAGUGUUCGGGACAAAAUUUAUACACUUUCAUGCUGGGCAAGUAACUUUAGAAGCUUACUUACCUAAUGGGCAAGGGUCCAGGCAAAUCAUCGUCAGAACAAAAUCAUUACUUGGGACAAGCAAGAAGUGGCCCUGGGCCAGCAAAAUGUGGGAGCUGCUUGCCCAUAGGACAAGUUUUUUCCCAUAGGACAAGUUUUUUCUGAGUCCUGAUCUUAUAGCCUGCGCGCAGAUGAUAACUAAACUCUGAUUAGUACCGUCUGCGAAGCAGCGCAGAGAUCCUUGUUCUGGACCCCCAACGGACUCAACGAAUUACCGGAAGUGCGUUUCGAAUUCCCCUUCAACCUGAUUGGCGAUCUCGACAAACAAAACAAAGGCCUUUUUUAACAGGCCAAUCGUGGCGCGCACUCAAAUCUGGGUACACAGCUCGAAUUCCAGAACAAGGAUUUCGGCGCUGUUUCGCAGACGGAGUUAACCAGUUUUUAAUUUCGUCUGCGCGCAGGCUAUGAUCUUAUUGAAGACACCAAGUCAUUUUAUUCACCAUUAAAUUUUUAAUGGAAGUAUAUUUUUUAGGAUAUAUUGUGUCUGUUUUUAAGACACUUCUUGUUUUUCCUCAUAAUAAUAUAAAUACACUCUUGUUUCUUACUACCUUUUACUAGGUUGCAAUAGAAGGAAAUAUUGGAAGUGGGAAGACAAGUCUUUUGAAGUACUUCAAGGAAAACUCGUCAGUGGAGGUAUACUAUACAUGCAAUGUCACAAGCUUAAUGGACAAUUUCUGGAUUGCAGAUUUAAUAGCAAUCAUGUUAGUUUAAUGUUGUCAUGUUAAGAAAAAAGAACGAAAUUGGAUUAGGGAUCAGAGAUGUGAUACUGGUCACUGGGCAUGGUUCUUUGCAUUUAAAUACUGUUAUAUAUCAUUAUACAUUAUUUGUGAUAAUAUUGGUGGAUAUCUCAAGACUACUUUGAUAAAGGAAUAUUUACUUUCUAACCAGGUCAUUGAAGAGCCAGUGAAGAAAUGGCAGAAUGUUGGUGGUGCCAAUACUCUGGUAAAAAUUAGUUUUCAUAAAUAGAUAAUAUUAUAUGGAAAAAUAGACCUUUUUACCGAUACGGCGGCCAUAUUGAAUUAAUUUGAAUUAAGGAGUAUUAUAGGAUGCCCAGGGGGCAUGAGCACAUUUCGUUUGUAUUUUUGAGCGCUUUUCGGGACAUUUUUUCGUAAAGUUUUCUUAGAAUAAGAUUGUAAUGGGAAAAAAGAUCCUUGUGCCGUGUUUGGAUGUACUAAUGAUCGCCUUUUUCUAGUUUAGUAUUAGAAAUAUGGUCUUUCACUGUCUAUUUCUCGGGAAAAAGGCAAUUAUUAUUACAUCUAAACACAGCACAAGGAUCUUUUUUCCCACUACAAGCUUAUUCUCAGAAAGCUUUAGGAAAAAAAUGUCCCGAAAAGUGCUGGAAAAUACAAACGAAAUGUGCUCAUGCCCCCUGGGCACAGUCAGAUAUUUGCUGCCAACUCUGAAAGUAUGCUAUUAAUUUGAUAAUAUCAUAUAAAAAUCACUAAAGUAACGGGCUUUGCCACCUGCUACUUUGGUUAUCCUGCCUACUACUGUAAAACAUUUUGACUGAGUUGUAGUGUAUUCCAUAAAAAUGUGCCUCACUAUUUGUUAUUCUUUGUUUUUUAACAGGAUCUUAUGUACAGUGAUCCAAAGAGGUGGAGUUACUUGUUUGAGUCGUAUGUUCUUCUUACAAUGAUGGAAGUACAUCACAGGCCUCAGGUAUCAUUAAAGCCACUGAUCAAGCACCGGUUGAUUGUCUUUUCAGAUUUCCUUUUCUCCUGAGUUUCUAAUACUUGGGCUUUGCUCUUGUAGUGCCUGGUGGUCCCUGGUUAUUUAUUUUCACUCUUAGAUGACCAAGAAAUUCGUUUUCUUGCAUAUAUGUUACAGGUCAAUGUGAAAUUCAGGUUGAAAUUUUUUAACCUAGGUUGAUUCUCAAUUUCCUUUGUCUUCUCGCCCCAAUUCAUGAAUGGCUAGGAGACAAAAGAAAGAGAGAAUCAACCAAGGUUAAAAAAUAAAAAUUUAACUUGAAUUUUAUUUUGACAUGUAACACAUAUAAGACAUGAUCUUACACUUAGCUAGAUUUUAUCAUGUUUUAUAGCAGGGCCAAAAAAAAAUUGAAUUCCAGCUUGUCAUUUUGCAAGAGAAUGACUUGCCCAAACCUUUGCCCAUUGGCCUAAUGAUGUUAAUUUCACUUGUACAGUCAGACUACGAGACAGGAAAUUGUUUGAGCCCUGCACAUAGGUUUAGAGCUUUCCCCCUCCCCGUAUUCUAUUCUCUGAGCACUGCCUUAAUGAAAGUGAGUUACGCCUGCUUUACAAACAUGCAGUCAGCACUACCUACAGUGUAUAUGCCACACAGUUAUUAGGAUUUUGCCCCAUAUCCAUCUUGUGUGUUAUUGAUUGUUGACAGUUUCAAUUUCUUUGUGCCUUAGACUUCACCUGUGAGGCUCCUGGAGAGGAGUGCAUACAGUGCAAGCUUCUGCUUCAUGGAAAAUCUUCAUAGAAGGUAAAACUAUAACAUAACCAAGCGCUAUUUACAGCAGGUUCGUAGCCUUCUCAAAGUGUUUCAAGAAGUAUGUUGUAAGGAGAUGACUCUGGUGCUAAUCGUAGCAAGUGUUCUUAAGGGAACUAAGGGGGUUCUGGAGGCAUUCAGGGGAGAGCUUAAGUGAUAAAAGCUAAACAACUCAAUUAGCAGUCACUUAAAAAGGCUGAACCUGUAGAAGGUGGAGAUUUAGUAGUUUGCUUUAUGUAGCUAACAUAAUGGUACAUGUAGAAUGAAUUGAAGUAUUCUGAUUUUAGUAUCCUCCAUCAUUUUGUCUCUAUAAUUUAUUUUCUUCCUUUAAUCUUUCAUUACAGUGGUACAUUGUCAACACUGGAGUACACAGUCUUUCAGGAGUGGUUUGAAUACCUCAUGUCCCAUGAGAAGCCACAUAUAGACUUAAUAGGUUUGCAGAAAGUGUUUUGUGCUGUUUUUACACCAUAAUAUUAAUAGCUACUGGCAAGUAAUGCAUAAAUGCAUGUUCUUCCAAAAAAGACAGUUUGUACAAGGUUAACAAAAACUUUCCAAUCAAUCUACUUUGAGACUGAGAACAGCGCCUUCCUCUUGUGUGUCCUUCUUUUCUGUCUUACAUGUAGCACUGUUUGGCACCAAUUAACUCAAAACCAAGCUCAAGCAACAACAAGAAUGCUUAAGUCCCAGACGUCAUUAAUAGCAACCAUUUGUUUUGUUUUUUUUUUGUCUGAAACAGUGAGAUUGAAUGCCUUUGUUUUAGCAAUAUUACUGUAGUAUGAUAACGAACUUUCUGAGUCAGAGCCCUGAUAGAGGAAGAUCAACUUCCAGUCACCAUUCUAUUGCCUCUAUUUUACUAUAAGUGGCUUUGUCUGACCCAUUUCCCACAGAAAAUUUGUCCACUUAUUGUUAUUAUUGUUAUUGUCAAUUUUGUUAUUAUUGUUGUUAUCAUUGAUGAUGGUGAUGAUGAUGAUGAUGAUGACUUCCAAUACAUUUCUAACUUUUGAGACUCUGGAAGAAAUUGUGGGGUGAGACCUUGUAAAUAUGGCCAUACUCUGGCAGUAAUAUAUUUCUUGUCUAACUAAUGUUAUGGUGAUUUUUAGUAUACCUAAGAACAUCACCCGAAAAGUGUAUGGAAAGGAUAAAGAGAAGAUCUAGAGAUGAGGAAACAUCAGUAUCAAUGGUAAGAGUUAUUUUAUUACAUUUCACAUAUUAAUUAUUGCAUCCUAGUUAACCUUUUUUGAACCAUGGUUUUAUUUUUAGCUGAUGUGAAAAAAAAAUUGUGAUGAUUUUUUUUUCUUCUUUUCUUAAAGGAAUUACUCGAUUCUUUACAUGAGAGAUAUGAAGAAUGGCUCAUAAAAAAGAGCAAAUUUCAUGUUCCUGCUCCAGUAGUGGUAAGUGUUGCUGGCAUGGAAUGUAUUGACAUGUACAACAUAAAGAAGAUUACAUGCAAAGAGAGUUGUGUGUGAUAGCACGGGGCUGGUGGAGUUUAUGAUCAGACUAGCAAGUUCUGUUCUUAACUUGCCUGACUGGCAAGUAGAGGUUCUUUGGAAAUACAAUUAUAGAAGUACCUUAAGACAAAUUAUUUAAAUUCCUGGAUCAAAAGCUACUGACAGAGUGAAAUAAAAUAUUAUUACAGCUAUUGUUGUUUUGUACUCUGAAUAAAUAAUGCUAAAUUAAUAUUAUUUAUCAAUAGUCCUAAUUUUUUGGGCUACUUAAAAUAACUGUCAGGCUUUAAUAAACGUGCUAGCUACAGUUUGCACAAGGGGCAAGGAGUAAAACUGACUUUCUUUGUGCCAUGGCAUUCUAUUGGUCAUCACCAUUCAUGAGUUUGAUGCAAAUGUUAAAUGCAAUUCCCAAAUAAAAUUUACCAUUCCAGUAUCAGUUAUUUUUUUCGAUUGCUCAAACCGUGAACUGACUGGUUGCCCAAGCAAAUGGUAACCAAAAAAAAUAUAUUUUCUCCCUGUUGGAAGUAAAAUUAUUAUGUUACUUGUUAUGUCCUCUUACAUUCUACAUUAUUUAUCUAUUUCAGGUUGUUGAUGGAAAUAGAAGCUUGAAAGAUAUGUUCCAGUUUUAUGAAACGAAUACCCAACUUCUUCUUGGUAUAAAUGCCUCAAAGAUGGAAUAAUCAAUUAUUCAUCAAAAUUUAUUCUAGAGAUUUUACAAUAAUAAUAAAAUAUAUUAUUGUUAUUAUUACUUUGGCAGUGGCACUUGUAAAUUUAAAAGUUUUUGAGCUCCACAGUAUUCAUUAUGCAAGUUCUAUUCAGUAAUGAUUAUUUAAUUAAAUUUCUCUGAGCAUAGUAGGACCUUUUUAAAAAUGACUUUACCAUUCAUUUUAUUUGCCAUUUUAAGGCAAGCUUUCCAUUUUCAAAAGAUGAAUGAUAUUUCAGUUGGUUUGAUGCAAAACUGAUAAUUAUCAGAAGGCAAAUUUUUAUGUAAACUUUUGAUCCUAAUAAUUGUUAGAUUCAAUGUCAAUCGUAUCAUGGUUGAGGGGAAACCCAGUACCCCUCCCCUAAGCCAACAUUUUGCCCCAAGCGAUUGAAGUAAGUGUUAAUGUUGGCUUAGGGGAGGCAGUUUCCGAGAAACGUAUAAUGAUCCAACAACAGGUAGCCCGAGUUCUGAAGACAAUACAUUUUAGGCAAUCCAGGCUUACCGUAUUUAUUCGAAUAAGCGCCCAACCUCGAAUAAGCGCCCAUCCUGAAGGUAGAAAAACUUAAUAAGCGCCCAGCCUCGAAUAAGCGCCCACCCCCACCCCACCACCCUCCCACUUCCACUAAAGCGUACAUAAGCGCCCACCCCCUUCCCCCCACCACCCCCAAAAAAGGAAUAAGUACUAACAAGAGACUUUCCCGAAGACGGAGUUUUCUUCAGAGUGUUUUGCAGAAACAUUGCAUUGUCACAUCUUCGCGUUUUGUUAUUACCAUUGACUGUUUUGUUGCAAAAUAUACAUACUACACUUGUUGAAAAUGGUGAAAGUUUAAUAAGCGCCCAGCCUCGAAUAAGCGCCCACCUCGAAUAAGCGCCCACUCUCAAGGUCCAAAAAUUUAAUAAGCGCCCAGGGCGGUUAAUCGAAUAAAUACGGUAGUUACCAUGACAACCCAAAUAUGGCAAGUACCUUGGUUUGUAGUUAACCUAGGGCCUGGUUCCUUGAAAGAUGGUUACAGUUUGUAAGAUUAGCUUAUAAUAUGAUGGUGAGCCUCAACUCCAAAAUCUAGUUAUGAUUACACAAAGUUACUACCUGAAACUCUAUUUAGUGAGAUAUUCAAAUUUUAGUCUUGGAUUAGCACUUAUCAGCCCUUCAGGAACUAAGCCCUAGACUAUUGUUAACUAUCCAUUGAGCAAUUUGGUGAUGGGAAAGGUCAUAUUUCUAUACCCCAUCUUAAACAAAACUCUUAAAAAACAAUACCCUUCCUAGCUCGUAGCUUUCACAUCAUUAGACAUAGGAGGAGGCAGCGUGGCUGAGUGGUCAUUGCGUCAGACUCGCAAUCUGGCAGUCCCGGGUCACCACUUGCUGGAUUUGUGCCUCGAUUGUCCCAAGUUCAAGUCUUCGGCCACGCUUGUAAAUAGCCAACUGGUUGCCUCCUGCCAGUUGGGGUUUUUAACGCUGUCAUUUGUAUUUGAAUUAUUUGUUUCUAAGUAUUUAAGUGGUGUGCCUGUAAACUAGCUGGAUAAGCUAAGUGCACCUUCCACUAUAAACAAGCCUUUAACCUUUUUUUUUUAACUUUAGUAGAUCACCUCUCCACAUCCUUUGGACGUGAAACCCACCGUACGUGAAUUAUAUUCUUCUACUUUGAGCACAAGAAAUGGAUAAAACGUUACCAAAGUUAAGAUGCUUUAAAAUUUUGGCUCCUUUAGAAACCUUGCAGUCUUAUUGAAGAUCUCUCAUUUCUUACGUUCAACAGACAACGUUGUAGAUAUCAAUAAUUUUGUAGCUUAAUAUUCAUUAGAUUUUGUCAAUAAAACACUUAAUUGAUCCAAUCAAAAUCAAUCUUUGAUUAGACUGCCUUGAAAAUCACUUGUUCUUUAAAAGGGCUUCAACUUUUUGAUCUCGUUGUUUUAAAAACAUAUAACACCAAAAACAUACAGCCCCCUCCCCUACCCCCGUCCCCGCCGCCCGUAGUAAAAAGCGGAGAAGGGCGUCUGCGAUUUACCGUUGCCAAUUGUGUAUGGAGACCACGUGAUUUUUCCCGGAAUGUGUGGAAAAUGAUUUGAUUGGCUGUAGCCUGCGUAGUAAGCGUUUCCGUUUGCGCCACUUUUCUCGCGGUCUUUGACUCUCGUUCCUCGUUCUCUUCUCCUAAACCGCACAGAAACGCUUGUUACGCAGGCUAGAUUGGCUGUUACUCUCCGAUUUUUACUGAGGGGAUGGGUAGGGGGUCUGUAUACAGGCUAAUAUCAACCGAGGCUACCUGGACACGGCACCGGAUGAAUUUUUGGACGCUUGAAAAUUCGUGCGUUCAGGCGUUCCGUUCACACGGAAAUUACGACAGAAAAUUUAUACGCUUUGCAGUUCAAAAUUUCGUGAGAACAGAGCGAAAAUAUCAAACGGUCUUGUGAGAAUAUUGAGUGUCCGUUCAAAUUUUCCAGCUUGUCGAAAAUUCGUCCCAUCCCGUGUGAACGUAGCCUGAGAGUCCUACUUUUUUAAGCCCGUUCUAAAAAAAAGGAAUCCAACCAGUUCGUCCAAUUGGGAAAAUCCGAAAACGGAUUUGUGAUCGCAGGCAGAUCACAUAGAUUUUUCACAACUGAAAAACUGGAAGAGACGUCCUUAGGGGUUUGUUCGUCGCGCAUUCAUUUCUCCCCGUGAUAAACGAACCCCUAAGGAACCCCUAAGGACCUCUACGGGGUAGGCUAUUGGAAGAUCCGAUAACCUCAGGAUAACCUAGCAUCCUCGAGCUCUUCGUGAUAAUAAAUAUAGGCAACUGGCUACUACGACAAAAAUCGAACCUAGACGGGAGGGAAAACUUCACUUGUACAUGCAAAUGAACACGCGUUUCUUGUAGACAAGUUUUCCUCUGACGCCGAGGGACCAAAAAGGACCACUGCCGGUUCGAAAAUUUAGUCCUUUUUACCAUGAAACUGUUCUCAAAAACAUGGUAGAAGUCCGACGUUAUCUAAAAUUGGCAAAAGAGUUGAAAUUAAGCGAAAAACCGAAACAAUUCCCACCAGUUAAAAUACAACUUGUACCGCAGGAAAUCUGGGCCGAGCGUAACAUUGUCUCCAGGCCCUUGUCAUGUAAGUUCUCGAGACUCGAGCUUCGCGCCAAAAUUUAAUUUCAUUGUCGCCAUAUUUGUAUUGUGCUCGUAUUUGUCCUACAAGAGGAAAGCUGGUAAGCUCUAAUCUAUUUUACAGUAGAUAUAACGCCUUCACUGUUUAUAUUGUGGUGAUGAUCAAUUCUCCAGCGUAAAAUAUUACUAGAUCUGCUAUAGUUCGCGUGGUUGAAAUUAACCUAAAAGCGCCAAAAUUGAUCGAAUCAACAUCGAUCUGAAAUGCAUGAGUACUGUUUCUAAGUUUCUAAGAACUGUUUUGACAAAUCCAACUUUUGAUUCUUGUGCCAAGUAAGAACUGUUCGUUUCCCCGUUCUAUUCUAAUCAUUGCUUUUAUGACAUUAUCUCUGUGACAGUUUACAAUCGCUCCAUCAGAACAUUUUGUUGUGAACAUGCUUGGAAUAAAUGAGGUCGACUCCAUGGAUACAGAGUGUUCGAUGAUGGAGAAAUCACCAAAGAAAAACAUUACGGUAUGGCAUCAGUAUAUAUAAAGUCAUUGAUAUAGGUGGUUUUCAUGCAAUCUCGGGAGACACAAAUAACAAUGGUGAAAUGAACAAAUGCUGGUGGACAAACAAAGCGAGCUAAUGAGCGAUCUUUUGUUUACCGUCCACCAGCAUGGCGGCGAUGACGUAACGUGAAAACCACCUACAAACUAUUGAACUAACUAAACUAUUCAAGUUUUCUUUUGUAUACAGCACAUUUGAAGCUCAUUAAAAAGUUAGCUUAUUCAAGCUUAAGCUUAUAUCUUAUAUCAUAUAUGGAAUACUUAAUGCUGAUGAAAGAAAAAAAUUUGUUCAGAAAAAUUGUUGUGCGAGAAAAAAUGUUUUUUCUUGGCUGACAACAACAACAACAACAUUAAUAAUGAUAAUGGUAAUAAUAACAAUAAUAAUAAUAAUAAUGAUAAUAAUAUUAAUAAUAACAAUAAUAAUAAUAAUAAUGAGGAGAAGUUGGAAAAGGUAUCAAGACCUAGCACUCAAAAUUAAAAGAAUCCAUAGAGCCAUGAAAGUGACGGUAAUACCCAUUGUGAUCGGUGCUCUCAAAAAUUGCAAAAGCCUGAUAUGGGAGGUUGACUGCCUCAAAAAUUUUUGGAAGUGCAUAGUUGUCAGUCAUCCUUGGUACUGUUCAUAUCUUACGGGAAGUGUUGUGUGUGUAAAGGUGAUGUUAAACGAGACGAUUCACAACAACGAUUUUUAGCACAACACAACGUUGUAACAAUGUUGCGACAUUGUUUGGAAUGGUUACAGCAUUGUUCUAACAUUGCAACGCUGUGUUGUGCUAAAAAUCGUCAUUGCAAAUCGUCCCUUGUAACAUCACCUUAAGCUGUGGGAAGCUGCUGAGACAUGGUUAAGAAUACCCAGAAAAUACCAGAAACCUGGAGAGGAUCACAUAGUAAUAAUAAUAAUAAUAAUAAUAGUUACCACAUUUAUUUGAUUAAUUAAAAGCCGCGACGUUUAUUAAAUUUUUAGCAUUUCCAAUGUGGCAUUUAUUCAAGGAUGGCAUUAAAUUUGGAAAUCACUUUUUUCAAAUCACUGACAACCGUUAUUGUAAAUCAGUUGUAAAUAUUAUGUAAUUUAAAGGUUCCACUGUCUCCCUUAUUUUGCUGAGAUACAAUCAUAAAUGUCUGGAUGGUGUAAAUUAUGAAGUUGUACCGAAGUUUUUCUUAUUAUCCUCGAGUAAACACCACAUUCUUCUGAUUAGGUGCGGUGUUUAUUUGAGGGCAGUGUUUAUUGGUAAUUUUGCUUCCAUCUACGACGUUUGAUUGAGGGCAGCUUUAAAUCGAAGAAAUACAGUAAUUAAAAUGUGGAUUAUUAACAUAAAGAAUUUUUGGAUGGGCUUCUAUCAUAAUGAUAAUUGAAUCACGCACCUGCUCAUAACCUUAAGGUAGAGUAUUGCUCACCAGUAGAGAUGAUGCUGAAAAUGAAUCUUUUUUUUUUGCUUUAGGUUACCGUGGAAGGUAACAUUGGAAGUGGAAAAACAACUUUACUGAAUUAUUUUCGGAAAAAUCCAAUGGUUGAGGUGAGAGGAAUCCAUUUCAAUUCUUCCUUUUUUUUCAAAAAAGUAAGUUAUGUACAGGAAAGAACUUUAAAAAGGUGGUAAAUUUAAAACUCAUUGAAGAAUUCUCUGAGGAGUCUAGGAAAGUUUUAAUUUGCAUAAAGUGCAUGUCUAUUUUGUUUUCUUGUCUUCCUUCACUUAAGGACAGAUAAUCAGGGCAGGAAAAAACAAACAAGUCAAAUAUAAGCAAAUAAAAGAUGAUACUUUAUCUCCUUCAAUUUAUACCAACAUUUUCUUCCUGGAUUUUUUUGCAAGGAAUGGUAAACUGAACUUUACACUGUCACAGGAUCUCAGUGAUAGAUUUGUGUAUAGUUUAAAAAUCAUGCUGCCAGGUUCCUUAGUAAGGAUGUUGACAAUAACAGGGACACUAAAUUGUACCCAUGGUAAAAAUUUAAUUUAAUUUAUAGUAGAAUCACUAAACUUGAUGAGUACCCAUAAAACUUGUAAAGGUUACACAGUCCCUGAAGUAACUAAGAAGCUAAAAAUGUCAUUAAACAAGUCGAUGAAACUUAGUAUUUUAGUAUUUUUAUAUUCAUAGGUAUUGGAAGAACCAGUUGCCAAGUGGCAAAAUGUUGGUGGUAAAAACCUUUUGGUGAGUUUAUAUUAAUAUACAAUAAUAUUGCUGCAUACUAUUACUCACAUUACCUCAAUUAUCAUUUUUGUAUAAACAAAACACAUUCAUAAUUUACAAGUUAUACAGUAAAGUCUCACCUGAUGGACAACUUUAUAAGAUGGACACCCCGCUAAAAUGGACAUAAGAGUUGGUCCCUUCCUUCUUUACUCCUUGCAGUUUAUUUUCUGUAAGACACGCACCUCUUUAACAGGGACACCAGCCUGUCCCAAAGAUGUCCCUUUCAGAGAGGGUCAAUCGUAUGUCACUUAGCCAAACUAGAUUUAACUGCCAUUAUUUUGUUUUGUCAUUAAAAAGGAGUUAUUUUACACCAACUGCCAAAGAUGGAGCUAUUUGUUUGAGUCUUAUGCUGUUCUAAGCCUCAUGAAAAUUCAUAAGAAGCCACACGUAAGUGAUUGUCAUUUCUUUUUAUUUUGUUUUUCAAUUUUAUGCUUUUUGUUGUUAUUUCACAGUUACCGGGGAUAGCAGCAGCUACCCUGUAACCCCAAGGCUGUGCUCUACAAAAAAUUGACGGCAGCCUGGUGUUCUGAAUGUGUUAAAUCCAGAGUGCUUAGCAUAGGAUUUGUAUGAAAAAAACCAGCGUGCAAAGAAAGUAGUGUUCAAUAGCCCAGGGCUAGUGGAUUUUGCUAUCGGGCUAAUGAAUUCUGUCAUUAACUUGCCUGCAAGUGAUGUUUUUUGAGAAAUUCGAAUAACAGAAGAACUGUGAAAUCAAUUCUGCUAGUCAAAAAGGUUUUGGGGCUAGUUGAAAUGACGUCUGAGCUAGUAAAUGCUGGCUUCAGCUUGCCCGAAUGGCAAGCUGUAAAAAUGAUUUUCUUUGCACCCUAAAAACCUAAGAUUUCUUAGUCACUCAGGAGCAAAGUGAGGCGCCAUGGGCCAAUGGACUCUGUUAGCGCACAGCCCUGUACCCUAGCCAGGUUAUCUGACAAUUUCUAUCCUUUGCGAUGCCCAUGUGUUGUGUCUAAUGUUAGGAAAACAGUUUUCACUGAUUGAAUCAUCAUUUUAAUAGGUGACUCCUGUGAAAAUGAUUGAAAGAAGUGUUUACAGUGGAUACUAUUGCUUUGAGCACAACCUUUGCAAAAGGUACACAGUUCUGUACAGUCACUUAAUCUUUUAAGUUAAUAAACUAUUUGCUAUGUUAGUAACAAGGUUAAUUGGAGUGUGGACAUAACUGAUGCAUUUAUAACUGCAUUUAUAAUGCAUGCCUUUGCAUUCGGUAUUUAUUUCUCUAUUAAAAAGGCCAAAAUAAUUGCUAAAAAAAUAUUUGUUGAUAAUGUAAACUGUUAAUCUUCUGAGUAACUAAACUAUUUACUAUGUUUUAGUGCUAGUCACAAGGUUAAAUGGAGUGUGGAUAUAACUCAUAUAUUUAUAACAGAUGCCUUUGCAUUCGGUAUUUAUUUCUCUAAAAGGCAAAAAUAAUUGCUAAAAAAAUAUUUGUUGAGAACGUAAACUGUUAUAAAAUGAUAUAAUAUUUCUGUUUUCAUUACCUUGUCCACGAAAUAUUUUCCAUCUUUUUUGAGCUGGUGGGUGGAGGUGGUGUUGGUGGUCAUUUGGCAUUAAAUAUUGUGGAGCACAGUUAUUUAUCCUUUCAGCAUGCUUAAAAAAGUCGUUUCUCUUGUUUUUCCAGUGGAAUGAUGUCCUCUGCAGAGCAUUCAGUGCACCAUGAGUGGUUUGACUGGAUUACAAAAAGGCAGCAACCUCAACUGGAUUUGAUAAGUAAGUGCUGAAAUAUUUGAGUAGAAGUUUGCCCAACAAUGCCACUGAAGAUACAACGUUAUCCUAAAGAUUUGAAAAGAAGUGCAAUAAGACUGUGAGAAAUCCUGUUCAUUGGAAAGUAGAAACGUACAGAGACUAAUGCACAUUAAACCCAACCUGGUGACUUUCACACCAGUCUGUGAUUAAUAGGACCAAUUUUAAACAAAGAUAAUGAAAUUAAGUAAGGUUUCUUGUUUGUGAGAGGUAUGGUAAUCUAUGGCCAGUCACCUACCUACCCAAGCUGCCCUUGGCGAGUCCACUUUCCAUACAUCUUCUUACAAAAUGUGGCAAAUCAUUUACCUUAGAAACAAAAAGUUGGCCCCGCUAGAGGGGUGACCCACCCAGCCGGUUCACUCCUUUGUGAUGGUAGGGUUACCCUCCUAGCUUUAGGGCUAACUUUCUUGUAUUCGUAGAUAACCAAAUUUUCUUACCUAUGGUUCUCCAAUGCGCGCGCUUCGCGCGCGAGAGAGCUCCGCCAUACAUGCUUGCUUAAAAAAAGUUGACUUCGCUGGAGAGGUGAUCGUUACACCCAGGAUUUUCUCCAUAACAAACGGGGCCUUAGUUUUAGCCUGACUUUCUUCAGACUUUGUAUUAUUCCCUCCAUAGAAAAAUUACAAGUUCUAGUAGUAUUUUUUUAAAACGGUUGAUUGAACUGCAACCUCAUUCGUUCCUAAGGUUCUCGAGACCUUUGUGAACUGACGUCGGAUUGAACUGUUUAAUGUUUAAUGAUAUUCUAGUUUACCUGAGGACAUCACCUGAAACAUGCAUGCAGAGGAUUAAGGCAAGAUCUCGAUCUGAAGAAAAAACUCUCCCAAUGGUAGGUAAAAAUAAAAAAUAAUAUCUUUUUGUGGCUCAAGAAAGAAUAGAUGUAGGGCGUAAUGUUUUAGGGUCUAUUCCUAACUAACAUAACGCGUCUUUAAUGACAGGAACUUCUUUGUGCCUUACAUGAAAGACAUGAGGAGUGGCUAAUUCAAGAAAAAUUUCCUGUACCUGCUCCAGUUAUGGUAAGCUCAAAAACGCAACUUAUUUUCCAGCAGCAGAGAUGAGGAAACAGCUGACAUUUUGCGACGCCACCACUGCUUUCCCUGCGAAAUGACGACGUCUGAAUAACGAGCGCAAAUUUCCACACUGACGAAAUCUGGAAGGCGAACGUCAUCAGUAUGGAAUUUCUGCGCGUCCUUUCGUGAGGAAACCAGUCGCGGCGUCGUGAAAUGUCAGUUGUUUUCUCAAGCUACUCGAAGGGAUUAAUUUGCUGGUGUACAUCUGUGAUUAAAGGGCCUUUAACUUGAUAUUUACGGCCCAAUGCAUUCAAUCUCGGUAGUUUCGAAAACGAAGCACUCGAAAACGAAGACCGAAGCACGAAGCACCCAAAACUCGAAAACGAAGCACCCUAUAUCGAAAACGAAGACUCCAAAAUCUCGGAAACGAAGCACCCAAAACUCGAAAACGAAGCACCCUAUCUCGAAAACGAAGCACCCUAGAUCGAAAACGAAGACCCCAAAAUCUCGAAAACGAAGCACAAGUUUGGGCGUUCUCGGUUUUCUGAUCACGUCCAAAACAUAGCCUCCCACCGGGUCUCCCACGCAGCGGCGGAAAUGCAUUUACAACUUGAGUAGAUUUGAACUGCAUUUGAUUCGUUAUCGAAUACUUGUUACCGCGCUUGAUUUCUGCUGUAUUUACAUUGGUCUCGUGUUUAUAAAGGACAGACCAGUGUCGAGUUUUUGGGUGCUUCGUUUUCGAGUUUUGGGUGCUUCGUUUUCGUGCUUCGUUUUCGAAACUACCAUUCAAUCUCAGCCCGGCGCGAGCUCAUCAUCCGGGGACUGCGACGGCGGGAAAAACGUCGCUGAAAUGAAUAGUGCUUUCGCGGUCGGCUUUUCAUCUUCAUUGCUAUUACUCCUACUCACUUAUUUUCUUAAAUGUAGUAGUCUGCCAUGCCAUACGUCUCGACCCCCCAACCUGUCAGAUUUGUAAUCGAAAACAUAAUACAUCCCUUCGUCAAGAAAGGAUUGCCUAUGCCUUGCUUAUCGCCACAGGAAUUCCAACAACUCAUGUGACAUAUCCAGUUGUUAUCGUCGAAGUCCAAGGAAUAAAAUGCAGAGCUUUGUUGGACACAGGUGCCGGAAGUUCCUAUGUAUUUGCCGCGCUUCUAGACCGUGUAUCAAGUGGUAAGCGAAAGCAAGAAGUCCGAAAGAUAGAGAUGUUACUGGGGACGUCAACAAGAUAAGUAAAUCUGGCGAUGAUUGACAUUACUGACGUCAAUAUAAAGUUUUCAAUGCCUGUGGAGGUUACAAGAGUGGAUAAAGGAGAGUUGAGUUUCCUUGAUAACCCUAAGUAUCAAGAAAUGAUUGCAAGGUAUCCGCGGCUGUCGGGAGUCGUAAAGAACGAUGUGGGCACAAAGCGUCGCCUACCAGGGCACCUGAUACUUGGAGCCGGUGAAUACUCGAAACUGAAAACAGAAAGUGCACCGAAAAUCGGCGAGCCUCGCCAGCCGAUUGCCGAAUGAACAAAAUUCGGCUGAAUCAUCAUGUCGCCAGGAAAGGAGCCUCUACACCUAUCAAACGUGUUGUUAAAGUAUACCACGUUUGGUUCAUGGUUCCCUUAUGGCAUGGCCUUGAUGUACUUGGGUUGUCUGACACAGCCCCGAACGACCAAGUAGCGUGUAUGCUGAAUAUAAGAGCAGCUUAUGCGAGAUAAGGAGGGUUGGUAUGAAACUGGUCUGCCCUGGCGAGGAGACCAUCCUGUGCAGUGUUACCAAACAAUAAAGAGGCAAGUCUGCGCCGGCUUAAUAGUCUAAACAAACGGCAGGAGAUUAUUCAAGAUCAGAACAAAGCGGGCGUUGUAGAAAGAGCAGAAGAGCCAAAUCUACGCUAGCAAGUUGUUUGAAAUAGCCAAGGCUCACCUCCGGAUGUGCACCCCUACGCAAGACGAUACUCAGCUCUAUCUAUCUUUUAAGACGGAUCUUGAGGACAACCAGACUGAAGCCGUGGAUGCUGUGCAAGAACAUAUUGAAGACAUUAGGGCAUGGAUGGCGGCGGACCAGCUAAAGCUUAAUGAAGACAAACCGAGGUCAUUCUAAUUGUUACUCAGCAACAACUUGAUAAAGUUAGUAUUGCACGCCUAGAGAUUGGUCAAGCAUCAGUGCCAAUUGUAAGUUCUGCCGUCCGCAACCUUGGCUCGUAGUUUGACAGUGGAACAAUGGCCUGGUGCAACAGUGGCCCAGUCAAACAGUGGCCCAGUGAAGCAGUGGAACAGUGGUACAGUUGCACCGUGGUUCAGUGGAGCCGUGGAACAAUGGAACAGUGGCACACUAAAACAGUCGCAAAAUGGAAUAGUAGAACAGUGACGCAGAGGAACAGUUGCACAGUGAAACAGUGGCACAGUAAAGCAGUGGAACAACUGCACAGUGGCCCAGUGGCACAGUAGAACAGCAGCACAGUGGAACGUGGCACAAUAGAACAGUGGUACCGUAGAACAGUGGAAAAUUGGACAGUGGCAUAGUAGCACAGUAGAUGAGCACAGUGGAGUAAUGGCCCAGUGGAGCAGUGGCACAGGAGAACAGUGGCACAGAAGAACAGUGCUACAGUUGCACCGUGGUUCCGUUGAACCGUGGCACACUGGAACAGUGAAUCAGAGGCACAGUUGCAGCGAGGCACAGUGGCACAUUGUAACACUGGCCCAGUGGAACAGCGGCACAGUGGAACGUGGUCCACCGGAACGGUAGAAUAGUGGAACAGUGGAACACUGGAACAGUGGUUCAGUGAAACAGUGGCACAGUGAAACAGUAGAACCGCAGCAAAGUGAAACGAGGAACAGUGGCACAGAGGAACAGUUACACAGUGAAACAGUGGCACAGUAAAGCAGUGGAACAGCUGCACAGUGGAACAUGGCACAGUAGAACAGCAUCACAGUGGAACAGUGGCACAGUAGCACACUAGCUGAGCACAGUGGAGCAAUGGCCCGGUGAACAGUGUAGCAGUGGUACAGUUGAACAGUGGCACAGAAGAACAGUGCUACAGUUGCACCGUGGUUCAGUGGAAAAGUGGCACACUGGAACAUUCGCACAGUGGUAUAGUGGAGCAGUGAUACAGUGGAACAGUGACACAGUUGCACCGUUGUUCAGUGGAACUGUGGCUCAGUGCCAAAGAGGAACAGUGGCACAGUGGCACAGUGGAACAGGGGGACAGUGGCAGAGUGGAACACCGGAACAGUGGUACAGUGAAAUAGUGGCACAGUUGCACUGUGGUUCAGUGGAACCGUGGCACAAUGGAACUGUGGCGCACUGGAACAGACGGACAUUAGAACAGUGGAACACUGAAACAGUGGCACCGUGAAACAGUGGCGCAGUCGUAGGAAAUGAUGAAGUUGUCAGAGGAGCGAGGUUGCGCACGGGCUGCGGCAGUUCUUGUGUUGAGCGACCUUUUCAACAUUUGUACCCCCUAGAGCUUUCGUAUGACAGACGAUUACCCACACCGGUGAGGAUGAACCCGAAGGUUGCUCCCUUCCGCCCAAGACGGGAUGCCGCCGUCACUGCACGUCUGCAUUUACAGGAGAUUACCCAAGAUGGAGAAUUGUCGGUUAUUUUACAUUGACCCUAAGAUCUAGAGCUAUUAACUCAGACAUUUGUUUUUUACGUCGGUGAUUUCCGUUUGAUUACAUAUCUAUAUAGAUUAUACUUUGAAAGACAUAUAUCUCCUCCUGAGACGUAUGCGGGGAGUGUGUCGAGAACUGAUGUUAUGCAAUUUAGGUUUGGUGUUGAUUAGGAUUUCUUUUAGGGUUAGGGAGACCCUCAAAAAUAUGUAUCGCAUGACUUUGGUGAGAAAAUAGCACGCUGCUGAUCGUAGUGAGAGAAUGUUGAGAUUUCAGUUCCAACGAUAAGUUUUAGAUCUUCUACAAGCAUUAAAGAAAUUCACAACGAGAUUAACAACGAUUUAAUACACAGUUAAAAGCAGACAUGUUACAUGUUCCUAGCGAACAUCUGGUAUUAAUGAACGUUACAUGAACAUUACAAAAAAACUAUUUUCGACUAUUUUUAAACUACAGAAAACUUGUUUUCCAGGUCGUAGAUGGCAACAGGAACCUUGAAGAGAUGAUGCAGUUUUACCGGGCCAAUAACCAGUAUCUCCUAGGAAUGGAAAAAUGGCCUCAUUACCACUCGGUACAAGAAGCUGUUUGCUAAAACGUUUUAUACAUUGCCGAAAUUGGACAAAUUUUUCUAGCUAGUGUUGUAAAGGGUUUUAGCUUUUACCGUUGCACUAGUGAAGACAGAUUGAUGCACUUUCCCGACAUUUUUCCUUGUUAUAGCAGAGGAAAUUUCCUAAAGCAAAGUCACUGUAUAAAUUGGGCAUUCUGACUUCGUGGUUGUCGUCUUCAUCUUCGCAUUGUCGUAAGGUUUAAGACUGCAACUUAAACCUAACCCCUUUUUUUCAUCAAGUACAUGUGAUUGAUUGUAGCAAUGUUGUACUAUAAAGUGCCAUACGUGGAAUUUCGGUAAACUCAACAUGGACAUGUCAGAUCCAGCUUUAUGGUAAUACGGCCGAAGUGCCUGUUUUUAAAACAAUCAGUAAUUUGCUAAUAAUGGUAGUAGAACUUCGUGUCGUCCAAUUCGGUCUGUAAUAGACCUAUUCGGCUAACUCAAUGUUGUACCCAAUUCAAACCCUUUGGGAAUAAAACGUUUUGUUUCAUGAAUUUCCAUAUCAUUUAAAUGUGAAU